This is a messenger RNA of Penicillium verhagenii, 1476 nucleotides long. It is a transcript of the gene hat1, whose product is annotated as histone acetyltransferase catalytic subunit HAT1. Gene Ontology annotation, molecular function: histone H4 acetyltransferase activity. NCBI's taxonomy places the organism in Eukaryota, Fungi, Ascomycota, Eurotiomycetes, Eurotiales, Aspergillaceae. Gene Ontology annotation, biological process: subtelomeric heterochromatin formation. The coding region runs from base 1 to 1476 and encodes 491 amino acids. Gene Ontology annotation, cellular component: nucleus. The record is from RefSeq and is a predicted model, not a curated record. The transcript is spliced from 4 exons.
AUGGCGGAAACUGACUGGUCGUGCGACGCCAACGAUGCGAUCCAUAUCACCGUCGUGCAGCCUGGCGACACCAAACCUAAGACGCUCUCCACCUUCCACCCUCAAUUCACUUAUCCCAUCUUCGGAGAUGAAGAACAGAUCUUCGGAUACCAGGGUCUGGUGAUUCGUUUGCGAUUUGCCGCCCAUGAUUUGCGUCCUCACCUGCACAUUUCUUAUGAUAAGAAAUUUAAGCCUGUUGGCGACACCGCAGCACUUGAUCUUCUUGGAACCCUGAAACCAUUUGUUUCGGAAGAAGCGCUCAUCAAUCUGCCGGAAUACGAGAAAGCUGUUCAAGAGGAUCCGUCAGCAAAGGACUUUACACCACCGGGCAAGAUGGUAUAUGGUUAUGAGGCCAAUGACAGACAAUAUGAAAUUUGGGCUGGAUCCCUGGCGGAUCCGCGGGUUCGGCUUCUUUUGGACCGCGUGCAAGUUUUGGUUUCGUUGUUUAUCGAAGCUGGAACUCCGUUAGAGACAGAUGAUCCUGAGUGGAGUCUGGAGCGAUGGACCGUUUUCUUUGUAUACGAGAAGAUUACGCCUCCAACGCCAACCGCGUCCUCGUAUUCCAUUGUAGGCUAUGCGACCACCUACCGAUACUGGUAUUACCAACGAGACCGGUCCCAAAGUCCUAUCAUCAAGAACGACGAGUUCCCACCAGCAGAGAUCAAGAUUUCCGAACUGCCCGCCCGUCUUCGUAUUGCUCAGUUCCUCGUUCUUCCCUCACACGCCCGCUCAGGGCACGGAACCCACCUCUAUACUACCAUUCACGCAUUCUGCAUUGCUGAUCCCACGAUUGGGGAGCUGACGGUCGAAGACCCCAAUGAACAAUUCGAUGCCCUUCGCGACUCGGCCGACUUCUGUCUCCUGCGACCCGAGUUUCUUAAACAUGAGGUGAACCUCAACCCGGAUCCUAAUGGCGCAUAUUCCAAAAAGCAACGCCCCCGUGCAGUGCCUACAGCAGUAUUGAUCCCAAGCAAGACACUUGUCGAGAUUCGCACUGCUUUCAAGAUUGAAUCCACUCAGUUCGCACACAUCCUUGAGAUGUUCCUUCUUAGUCAGAUCCCCAAGAGCCACCGUCUGGCUGGAGGAACCAACCUUGCCCGGCUGUUGAUAAAGAAACACAAGGCAGACGAUGCAAAUGACCGACGAUACUACUGGUGGCGCAUGCUUACCAAACAGCGCCUGUACAAGAAGCAUAAGGAACUUCUGGAGGAGCUGGAGCUGCUUGAUCGAGUGGAGAAGCUUGAUGACACUGUCCGCAAUGUGGAAGAGGGUUACGAGAUCACACUGGAUGCUUUAGAGCAGCGCCUAGCCGAACCAGAAGACGAGGAUGCAGCUCCUAGCAGCAGCCGUCGCCAGAAACGCAAGCUUGCCGUUGAGGAUGAUGAUGAUGAUGAAGAAGAAAAUGGUACUGAACUGGCCAAACGCCCGAAGGUGUAG